AUGGUGGCAAGGGUGGUGGAAUCAAGCACUGGAAGUCAUGGGCUGAUGAACAUGAAGCAUCAACAACAACAACAACAACAACAACAGCAUGAGGUGAAGGGCAAGAGGGAGAAUAAGCAAGAUGGGGUAGUGUUGCAUUGCAAUAAGGGGAAGAGUAGCAAAUUCAAGAGGAGUAGUAUCAAUGGGGAGGAAGAUGCAACUUCCUCGGCCAUACUAUUCUUGGCUUCGACCCGUUCUACUCGAGCGCAUCCAGCUCCCGCUAUUGAGGACCCAGCUCUUGAGGUCUUGAUUCUGCCCCUUGUGGUGCCUAUUUCCCCGCCCGAGCCUGCUGUUCCAGUUUCUGAGGCUCCAGCUCUUUCUGCCGCACCCGUGCCUCCACCUGAGGCGAGUGCCGCUCUUGCUCAUCCUACGGUUUUGGUUGGGGUUGAGCAUUUUCAACAGAUGAUGCAGGCCGUCACUGCUAUCCUUUAG
Molecule: messenger RNA, 471 nt
Organism: Magnolia sinica
Lineage: Eukaryota; Viridiplantae; Streptophyta; Magnoliopsida; Magnoliales; Magnoliaceae
Exons: 2
Coding region: 1-471 (156 amino acids)
Source: RefSeq, a predicted model, not a curated record